Messenger RNA from Malania oleifera, 3870 nucleotides. Its product is annotated as structural maintenance of chromosomes protein 5. The transcript has 30 exons. Bases 408 to 3518 code for a protein of 1036 amino acids. Gene Ontology annotation, biological process: double-strand break repair via homologous recombination. The record is from RefSeq and is a predicted model, not a curated record. Lineage: Eukaryota; Viridiplantae; Streptophyta; Magnoliopsida; Santalales; Ximeniaceae. Gene Ontology annotation, molecular function: ATP binding; ATP hydrolysis activity. Gene Ontology annotation, cellular component: Smc5-Smc6 complex.
GUGCCGCGCAUCUGCUGCCCUCUCCGGAGCAAAACGAUCUGCCUCUGGUACUCCGGUCGAUACUUGUGAGUAAACUAGAGAGCCAUUUGGAUUUCGCGCCAUUUUUCUCUGGCGGACUCUCUCUCUCUCUCUCCCUCUCACCCCCUGCAGAAACCCUAGCCUGUCCCGAUCCUGUACAAUCAAGUUAGCUAGGGUUUCACCGAAUACUUAGCUCUCCAUUCCAUACAUUCGGAGCUGGCGAAGAUCGUCUGCCAUGGCCGAGCCUCGCGCUAAGCGCCGCAAACUCGCCAGGUUCGAACUUUGAAUGCGCGUGCAGAUACGAUGUUGGAUCUCUGGAUUUGUAGAUUUAUCUAGGGGAAGAUGAUUACUUUCCGGGAAACAUAAUCGAGAUUGAGCUCCAUAAUUUUAUGACAUUUGAUGACUUGAAAUGCAAACCGGGUUCUCGUCUCAAUCUUGUAAUUGGGCCAAAUGGAUCAGGGAAGAGCUCUCUUGUGUGUGCCAUUGCCCUUGGUCUUGGAGGCGAGCCUCAGCUACUUGGGCGGGCUUCAAGUAUUGGAGCAUUUGUGAAACGUGGAGAGGAGUCUGGUUAUAUUAAGAUUGUCUUGAGGGGGGACUCUAUGAAGGAAAAUAUCAUUAUUAUUCGGAAAAUAGAUACGCGCAACAGGUCCGAGUGGAUGUUCAAUGGCAAAGUGGUGCCAAAGAAAGAUGUAAUUGAAAUCAUCCAAAGGUUCAACAUCCAAGUCAACAAUUUGACUCAAGUGAGUUGUGGAUAUUUCUCUCAAAAUUUGAAAGUGACUAUAUGCCUGUUUUUACCACAAGAUAGGGUCUGUGAGUUUGCUAAGUUGACUCCUGUGCAACUUCUAGAAGAAACUGAAAAAGCAGUUGGUGAUCCUCAAUUACCAGUCCAACACCGUGCUCUCGUUGAUAAAAGUAAUGAGUUGAAGAAACUUGAAACAACUGUUGAGAAGAAUGGAGAAACUUUGAAUCAGCUGAGGGCUCUUCACACUGAACAAGAAAAAGAUGUUGAGCGUGUUCGCCAAAGAGAGGAGCUCCUAAUGAAGGUUGAAUCUAUGAAAAAGAAAUUGCCGUGGCUGAAGUAUGAUAUGAAGAAGGCUGAAUAUUUGGAAGCUAAGGAGCAGGAGAAUAAUGCAAAGAAGAAGUUGGAUGAAGCUGCUAGAACUUUAAAUGAUCUUAAAGAACCCAUUGAGAAGCAAAAGAAGGAGAAGGCAGUGUUCGAUACGAAAUGCAAAAAACUACGGGGCCUCUUAGAUGGAAAUGAUAAGAGACGUAAAGAACUCCUUGAUAAUGCAAUUCAUUUGGGAGUGCAAGUUCAAGGUAAAUACAAUGAAAUGGAAGAGUUGAGGAGGCAAGAAGAGUCUCGUCAACAAAGAAUCACAAAAGCUAAAGAAGAUGUUGCUGCUGCUGAACUAGAACUGGCAAACUUACCUUCUUAUGAACCUCCUAAAAACGAAAUUGAAAAAUUAGGUUCUCAAAUUUUGGAGCUGGACUUCUCUGUAAAACAAAAGGGGCUACAGAAAUCAGAGAAGGAAAAACUUCUGGUUCAAAAUAGAGGAACUCUAAGGCAGUGCCUCAAUAGGCUGAGUGAUAUGGAGAAUACUAACAAUAAACUAUUGCAAGCAUUACAUAAUUCUGGGGCUGAAAGGAUUUUUGAGGCAUAUAACUGGUUGCAACAACAUCGCCAUGAGUUAAAUAAGGAGGUUUAUGGUCCUGUGUUGCUUGAGGUCAAUGUCACGAAUCGAGUUCACGCAGACUACUUGGAAGGUCAUGUGCCUAAUUACAUAUGGAAGUCUUUCAUAACACAGGAUUCUGGUGAUCGGGACUUCUUGGUUAAGAACAUGAGGUCAUUUGAUGUUCCAAUUCUUAAUUAUGUGGAUGGUGAAGGCCGCCGCAAAGAGCACUAUCAUAUUUCUGAGGAGAUGAAGGCACUUGGCAUCUGUUCCCGGCUUGACCAAGUUUUUGAUGCUCCAAAUGCUGUCAAGGAGGUUUUGAUUAGCCAAUUUGGGUUGGAACAUUCAUAUAUUGGAUCAAAAGAAAGUGAUCAGAAAGCCGAUGAAGUUUCGAAAUUAGGAAUUUUGGAUUUUUGGACUCCUGAAAAUCACUAUAGAUGGUCUAUCUCUAGAUAUGGUGGUCACAUUUCAGGCAGUGUAGAGCCAGUGAAUCACUCACGUCUUCUUUUGUGUAGUGUCGAUGUUGGGGAGAUUGAAAGGCUUAGGUCCAGGAAAAAAGAGCUGGAAGAAAAUAUUUCAAAUAUGGAUGAAAGUUUAAAAGCACUUCAGAAUGAGAAGAGACUCUUGGAGGAUGAAGCAGCUAAGCUUCAUAGACAGCGUGAGGAGAUCAUCAACACAGUGCAACUUGAGAAGAGAAAGAAACGUGAAUUGGAGAACCUUGUCAAUCAAAGGAAGAGGAAAUUGGAAUCUGUGGAGAAGGAGGGUGACCUGGAUACUGCUAUGGCAAGGCUUAUUGAUCAAGCUGCAAAAUUGAAUAAUCAGCGUUUCCAGUGUGCAGUUGGAAUUAAGAAACUACUCAUUGAAGCUGUUUCUCACAGACAAAAUUUUGCUGAAAAGCACAUGACAUCCAUAGAGCAGGAUGCGAAGAUUAAAGAAUUGGAAAUUAAUAUGAAGCAGCAAGAAAAGUCUGCAUUGCAAGCUUCCAUGCACUUUGAGUAUUGUAAGAAGGAGGUGGAGGAUUGUCGACACCAAUUAUCAAUCGCAAAAAGGCAUGCAGAAUCAAUUGCCAUUAUCACCCCAGAACUUGGGAAGGCAUUUCUUGAGAUGCCUACUACUAUUGAGGAACUGGAGGUUGCUAUUCAAGAUACUAUUUCUCAAGCCAAUUCUAUAUUUUUCCUAAACAACAACAUUUUGGAAGAAUAUGAAGGGCGUCAGCGUAAAAUCGGAGACCUUUCUGCAAAACUGGAAGCAGAUGAAAAGGAACUAAGGAGGCGUUUAGCUGAAAUAGAAGCCCUGAAGGAUAGUUGGCUUCCAACAUUGAGAAACCUUGUUGCUCAGAUAAAUGAAACUUUUGGUCGUAACUUCCAAGAAAUGGCUGUUGCUGGAGAAGUUUCAUUAGAUGAGCAUGACAGAGACUUCGAUCAAUAUGGUAUACUUAUAAAAGUAAAAUUCAGGCAAGCAGGACAACUUCAAGUUCUUAGUGCCCACCAUCAGUCUGGAGGGGAGCGCUCUGUUUCAACAAUUCUUUAUCUUGUUUCGCUACAAGACCUUACAAACUGCCCAUUUAGAGUUGUUGAUGAGAUAAACCAAGGAAUGGACCCCAUAAAUGAAAGAAAGAUGUUCCAACAGUUGGUGAGAGCUGCCAGCCAGCUUAAUACACCACAGUGUUUCCUACUUACACCAAAGUUGCUGCCAGAUCUGGAGUACAGUGAGGCAUGUAGCAUUCUGAAUAUAAUGAAUGGACCCUGGAUUCAGCAGCCAUCAAGGGUGUGGAGCAAUGGAGACUGCUGGGGCACUGUCGUGGGCUUGCUCAAAGAAGGUCGAUGCUGAAAUCGUUCACAUAAAAUGAUGAAUGCAUCUGUACACAGUGGGUGUUUUGUUCUCUCACCAAUUAUGUGAAAAAUUAUGUUUCCCUGUUCCUGCGUCGGAUGCCUCUGUAAAGAUAAAUCUGUUGUUGUAAAACCAUAACCUCUUUUCUAUAAAUUUUUGUAUAUGUAAAGGGUCAAAAAUGUUGAAAGUAGCACAGGAAGGACAUUUUCGCGAAGUUUGUAUUUGUCAAAGCAAGGCAGGAUCCUCCAUGGCCUGUCAUUUUUGUUAGGUGAUUUCUACUGUAAUAUGAUGAAUUUUGGGUUCGUAAUCAAGGUUUGAAAAACAAAGAAUUUUAAUUCCAUUAUUUUCCAAA